Molecule: messenger RNA, 6160 nt
Organism: Gadus macrocephalus (Pacific cod)
Lineage: Eukaryota; Metazoa; Chordata; Actinopteri; Gadiformes; Gadidae
Gene: igsf11
Product: immunoglobulin superfamily member 11
Exons: 10
Coding region: 522-1997 (491 amino acids)
Biological process (GO): homophilic cell-cell adhesion
Cellular component (GO): cell-cell junction
Molecular function (GO): ionotropic glutamate receptor binding
Source: RefSeq, a predicted model, not a curated record
UCUCAAUCAAGCGUUCCAAAUAGAUCGCUGCUGCAGCAGGUGGAGCGCGAGCCAGCGACGGCAGACCAUGGCGCACAGGGCGCGUAUGAGAGUGAGCAACCCGAAGAGAAAAGACACUUUCCAAUGUUGUGUCAGUUAAUGUAAUGAUAACUACAACCAGUCAGCCACGGAUGAUUUUGUGAUUGAGUUGAGUGGUGACCGGGGAACUGCCGAACGGUGUUAGGAAGCGUGUGUGGAUGGAGCAGCAGCAGCGGUGGAGGAACUAACGGAGAACUAGAAGAGAGGAGCACAACACGAGCGCAGAACAAGUGAACCGCUCUCAUCGCGGAAGGACGGAGAACUUUGGAAACAUUUUACGCGCUUUCUUCUCGCGCAUGCUUUGCGGUUGAUAUCUGCUUUCACGUAUGCCGAGGCGCGGGGAAGCUUCUUUCAAUCCGACGACACACUGAGUUCAAGAAGACAUUUGAACUCAGCGAGGAGGUGAUACUGAGUCCCAGAGACUCACUGAGCCACUAGGAACCAUGUUGAAGUUUCAUAACUCGGACCUUUGGAUAGCCUGGAUUGUCAUUUUUUGCAUGGAGGGUUCCAGAUUUGAUCUGAAUACAGCAAAAGUGUGUGUGCGGGCGCUGGACGUCACCGUGUCCCAGAGCAGCAUCCAGGUGGCGCGGGGCCAGGCGGCCGUGCUGCCCUGCUCCUUCACCACCAGCGCCGCCCUCAACAACCUCAACAUCAUCUGGAUGGUCAUCCCGCUGUCCAACGCCAACCAACCUGAGCAGGUGAUCAUCUACCAGGGAGGGCAGGUCUUCAGCCUGGCCAACCAUCUGAACGGACGCGUGGGCUUCGUGGCCACCAUGCCCAGCACAAGUGCCUCCAUCUUCAUCAACAACACCCAGCUGACGGACACGGGCACCUACCAGUGUCUGGUCAACAACCUCCCGGACAGAGGAGGGCGCAACAUCGGCGUCAUCGGCCUCACUGUGCUGGUGCCCCCCUCUGUGCCUACGUGCCGGGUGCAGGGCUCCCUGGACGUGGGCAGUGACGUGCUGCUGCUGUGCAGCUCGGAGGAGGGCACGCCCACGCCCUCGUACUCCUGGGAGAAGCUGGACGCGCUGCCCCGGCUGCCCCACACCGCCAUGCAAGACCAGAUGCAGGGCACCGUGACCCUGAGGAACAUCAGCAGCAGCACCUCUGGUCUCUACCAGUGCUCCUCCAGCAACGCUGUAGGCAAGAGCACCUGUCUGCUCAACCUGCAGGUGGUCUCCCCCCAGCCCCAGAGCGUGGGUCUGAUAGCGGGGACCAUCGCCACGGGGGUGCUGGCACUCAUCAUUUGCUCCCUGCUGGUGGUGGUUUCACUCUUCUACUGGAAGAACAAGAACAAGUACGACGAGGAGGAGAUCCCCAACGAGAUCAGGGAGGACGACCUUCCGCCCAAGCGCUCGUCGUCGGGGAAGGCGUUCCACGCCGACGCGUCCUCCUCGGAGAACGACACGCUGACCUCCACCAACACCUACAACAGCCGCUACUGGCACAACCCCAAGCCCAACUACGACACCAACUCCUACACGCGCUACAACGGCGACACGCGCCACACCUUCUCCACCGCCGCCACCCACGGCACACACCCGCAGCACGUGCACGGUCAGCCGCCCCCACCGGCGUCGUUGGCGGCCGGGGCGGUCUCGGCGCCGGGCUCGGCCCCGCUGCCCCGCCACGCCCCGCCCCAGCUCCAGGGCACCACGGCGACGCUGACUUCCUCCUUGGCCAACGGCGGAAGCCACACGCUGCCGCCGCCCAAGACCCUGGUGGUCACCACGAACUCGGCCCCCUCCCCGGCCGUGAAGACGCGGAGCAACGGGGCGGCGGGCCACAAGGGGGCGCCGGCGUCGGCGCGCGGCCAGCACACACACUCGUACGCGGUGAGCCAGGCCACGCUGGAGCGCAUGGGGGCGGUGCCCGUCAUGGUGCCCGCCCAGAGCAGAGCCGGAUCGCUGGUAUGAGGUCUUUUCCAAAUCAAAGUGGAGACGGACGCACGCCCUCACCUUCCUUCCCGCCGCGAGAUCAAUGGAGAACUCACUCUGGAUCGUUCCUUGAGACCGUGCAGCCCAGGACAGCCUUUUCCCUUUAACCAAACCACACCACUCUUGCUGGUUUUGUUUUUCUUUUCCCACCUAUCUGUCGAUCUCCCUCUACCUUUUUAUUUUUUAUCUCACUUCGUGUUCAGAGAGUGCUUGUAGGUCGUGUCCACAGCCACCGGGGCGGGGCUGAUUCAUGGGCCCCAGUUGUCACUCCCGGUGGCCAGGACGCCCCCUUAAUGAUGUUGGUAGGAAACUCAGAAGGACCGUAUCCCAGUGAGUGGCCCAGAGUGAUUCACAGAUCUCUUACAGAAGAGGAAGCCAUUGUGACUGAAUCAUGUCAACGACUCAGCAGCAACAAACAGGAUCUUCAUCUCCAUGUGUGUGUGCGUGUGUGUGCUUCUGUGUGUGUGUUUGUGUGUUUGUGUGUGUGUGUGUGUGUGUGUGUGUGUGUGUGUGUGUGUGUGUGUGUGUGUGUGUGUGUGUGUGUGUGUGUGUGUGUGUGUGUGUGUGUGUGUGUGUGUGUGUGUCCAUCAAUGCAUGAUCAAACGGAAACAAGCUUGGAACUCGAACAUUAAAAGAAGAAAAACUAAUGAUUAAUGCAUGUGUGCUUUGUUUGAAAAAUCAAUUUGAGAUUAUUUGCAAUGCUUUCUUCUCACGUUUUUUAUUUUGGAUUUGAACUAAAACAGUGAUGCAGAUGAUAAUGGUGAUGAGAAAUGAAUUGUUGUUGUUAGAAUGUGUUACCUGAUGCUAUCUGAAUGAAGAAAUUAACAUAUACUUGUUGGAUGAAAUAUGCACGGAAGGUUUAUUAGGAGAUAAAUAAUGGCAAUUUCAAGGGUUGGGGCUUGGCUGUCAAAAUAGUUUUUUUUAAUAUUUUGCAUCUUAUUUUACAUUAUUAACCAUUUUCUUUUAGGUUUUUGCACUUUUUUAAGCAAUUUUCUAUUUCACUUGCUCUAUUAUACACCAUACCUGUCUCUUUCAAUUGCAAUGCAUUAUCAAUGGCGGAAAAAAUAUUGUUUUGCACAUCCUAUUGUUAAAGAAUUGUUGCAAGGUAUACAAUGACAUUACGGAAAGCAAUGGCCACUGGUAGAUUCAACAAGCGCUAUAUGUUCCUGGAUAAUUGCACAAUAAUUUCCAUAUAGAUCAGACUGGUAAAUUAUAUAUUUUAAGGUAUGGCUCAAGUCCACAGAGCCAUCAAUUCAGUUUAUCUCCUAUCAGUGCUGCUUACAAAAUAUGAGGAUGUCUACUUUCAUAAAUGAAGUAAGAGAAAAUAGGAGGAAGAGAACUAAUAUAUAUAUAUAUGUAUGUAUAUAUACAAAUAUAUAUAUGAAAGACGCAAACAAAACAGUUUUUUACUGUAUAUAUUGUAUCUAAUACUGAUAGGCUAUGCUAAGGGAGUAAAACUAUUGAUGAUCUAAUUCUUAAAUGUACAAUGGAUGAUUCAAUUACAUCAAAUACUGUGUCUUAAAUGUACGAAUUCUUUGGGUUUACAGUAAUUUUUUACAGUUAACACUAUUUUAAUUCUAUAGACUAUUUUUAGAUAAGCAGAUCAAUUUUUUUUCAUCAAUCUUCUUAUGACCUAUUGACCCUAUUUUAAUUGCGGGUUUCGAGUUAAUUUGAAACACUCUGAAAUACCAUAUGUUUCGCCAUAUGUUUAGAUACAACAGUAUUUAUAAUAAUUUUCUAACCAAGUUACUAGAUAAACAAUACUAUAUAAACACAUUAAAUCCAUUGGAGAAAAUGAAUAAAUGUAUACGUGUGGAAAUAUGUAAUUGUCCCAAAGUCUGCCAAUCCUUCUAUAAUCUUGUUACAGAACAUUAAUAAUGAUUACCUUCCAGCAAUGAUGCAACUCCAUGUUAAAAGCUAUUCUCUGUUCAAGUUGAAGUUGUCUCUCGUUUUGUUUUGUUGUCCUGAGGUGCUGGCACACUGCCUCAACAAACACUCGACUGAUAAAUGUCGGCCGAAAUUGGCCCACAGCAAUUCAGCACCGCCACGUCAAGAAACCUCACCAGCCCACCACCACCAACUGGAAUGGCCCGAUGUAUGGGUAUGCUGGAGCAGUGUGCCAACUCCUUGAUCAGGAACAGACUUCAUUAGCAAACAAGGCCAAGAAAGAACAAAUCAAAGUCCCUGUUGUCACGGCUUUGGAUUCCGCCGCCACAUCUUAUUGUUAUUAAAAAUCACCAAGUCCUUUGCUUUUGGGGUUCUUUCCACUCAUCGCACCCUGCAUGACUCCCCCCGCAAAACAAAUGUGCACAGCGCCGUGGUGUCAGUGUAGGCCGGCCACCCACCUUCUGUGACAAGAGGCGAUGGAGAGAUGGGAAUUCUAUUCCAGGGAACACGCAUUGCUCUCACUCUUCCCUGGGGCAGCUGAGCGAUAGAUCCACCCGAUGCUAUAUUGUGUUUUUUUUCUAAAUGCGUUCUGUGUGCAGAAAUUCGCUGAGAGGAGAAUAUGAGAGCAGGAGUUUGGCACUGCUGCAGACUGAUGAAGGGAAAAAAGUAUGAAUAGCAAUUAAAUAACUCUAUAAACCCAAUAAAUAUUCAGAUGAUGAGAGCAGCAAGCCAAGCCAGGCAGCCAUGUGUUUCAAAUUACAGAUGAUGCCGUCCACCUCUGAGACAGCCGUAGAAAAUUAAUGAGAUCCGCUGCGUUUCAGCCAUCACCCCAGUCGUUGCAUAUGCAGUUGUUUUCCAUAUUUUUAUUGUAUUCAUGUUUUUGUUUCAUAAUGUGUCAAUAAUAUAAUAAUAUAUUGAGACCUGGGUCAGAUAUCCACCAGUCAAGCUGCUUGGUGUGGUUUGUAUUUAUCACAUUGAGUAUUAUAGACUAAAGUCUAUCAAUCAUAAAUAAGAAUUAUUAUGAUAAUAAUAGUUUGACAAUUUACUGACUGUUGAGUAUUUCUAAACCAAAGGGAAGUUCUAAAAGUUUUCAUUCAAAAACUUUGCUUUGUCAUUCACAAUGGUCAUUAUAAGAAAUGUCAAUGUCGAGCAAUAUAGAAUUUUUCACAUUUCCCUAAUAAGAAUUCAGCUCCUUUUAUUGUUCCUGCACAGUGCCCCAAAAGUCUGCUCUGCAGACACAUCCAUAAACACACACAUACACACAAAAACACACCAACCUCAACAACCAUCCACAUACACUCAUUAACACAGCUGAAUAAACAUGCACACACACACGCUCACAAACACACACACAGCACAGUGUGGUCGAGGACAUUAGGGGAGCUGGCGUCACUCAGAUGAUCAAAGAUGUUCUCACCUCAGAACAUCACACCCAACCCUUUGUAGAAAGAAUCAAAACAGCCGCACUAGUAGCAGUAGCCGGACAGCCCUGCCAGAAGCUGCAAGACCUGGCUUUAGGAAAAUAUAAUGAGAGAGCAUGUGCCUACAGGCCCCCACUCUCUCACACCUCACACAACCUCCCCCCACCCUCUGUCUGUGUCUCUCUCUCUCUCUCUCUCUCUCUCUCUCUCUCUCUCUCUCUCUCUCUCUCUCUAAUACACACAAUCCCGCAUCAUCCCUCUCUCACAAUCUCUCUCCCCCACAUCUUCUCUCCCACUUCCACCCCCUUCCCUUUCCUUCUCCUCCUCCCCCUGACCCUCUCUCAUGGCCUAACCUUCCCUGGUCAUUGGUCUGAGAAGGUGAGGAGGGAAGUCUGCUUCUUCUCCUCCAGUGGUUUCCAAAGGUUGACAAAGUUUGGAGGUCCCUGCCAUGUUUUUCUCUUUCGUGUCAAAACAACUAUAUAUCUAAAAAACAAACCUCCUUACUGGGACUUUUUCAUUAUUUUUCAUUCUUUGUUUUGGUUGGUUUGGUUGCUCUGAAUCACGAGGCGAGUCAUGGAUUAUUGAGCUUUUGUUCUGACUCUCUGUCAACGUCCAGGUCAUUUAAACCACAAGUGGUACGAUGUCAUUUGGUUGAAUGCUAGUAUGGUGUUGAACAUAAAUCAACGGCAAAGGGGUGCAAAAUACCACAGAGCAAAGAACCCAUUGUGUAAAUAUUCAGAAUACAACCUUGUGCUUAGUGUUUGGAUGGAUUGGAAGUCGGAAAACGAGUGUUGGAGGAGGUUGUAGUGAAUAAAUCAUGUUAAUACAUUCUAA